Penicillium alfredii is the source of this 504-nucleotide messenger RNA. RefSeq lists its product as uncharacterized. The transcript has 2 exons. NCBI's taxonomy places the organism in Eukaryota, Fungi, Ascomycota, Eurotiomycetes, Eurotiales, Aspergillaceae. The record is from RefSeq and is a predicted model, not a curated record. Bases 1 to 504 code for a protein of 167 amino acids.
AUGAACCUUCUCAAGCAUCUUGCCCUUCUUGGAGGGGUUGCAGUCCACGCAGCUACAACCGCCUCGCCUAAACCAUCUUCUACAUCUUCUGCGGCCAUCCAGGCUCCUACCUUUUCUCCGGAGCAGGUCCAGAGCCUCAAGGCCACAAUCAAGCCUAAUGAAGACGACAGAACAGAGUGCAUCAUUAAAAUCGAUUUGCCUCCCUUCAACUGCCAGGGCAGUAAGACGGGCAAGGCGUUCGAAUAUGGUUCCCCUUGGCCCCAUGCUUGCUGGCAUCAAUACAAUGAAACAAGCCCAGAUAUAGACCUGCAGCGUUGGUCUAUCUGUGAUGAUGGUACCACCGCAACUUUCAGAUACAAGAGUGAGCAGCUCUUGAUCCUGACCCCCGAGGGCAAGGCUGUGCGGUUUGGUUUUGAUACUGGGGACGACAGCGACUAUUCUGUGGUUGGGGAGCAGGUUAAGGGAGACCCGUCGCUCGAUUUGCACCCUUACUUUUCUAAUUAG